AUGAAUGAGAUCAAGGAAAUUUCGGUUGACGCAUACACUUACUUGGCUGCCAUUCUAGCAUGCCAUUGGACUAGACAUGCCUUCCCAACCAGAUGUAAGUCCGGAAUGCUUUCAAAUAAUUGUUGUGAGUCUUUCAAUAAUGUUUUGAGGGAGACAAGGGGAAAGUCAAUCAUUUCCCUAAUAGAAUGGAUUAGAAGGUAUGUUAUGCAAAGGUGUGCAGCUAAGAGGGAAGGGUUGAAUCAAAUCAAGGGUGUAUUAAUGCCCUCUGUGAUGAAAUUCGUUGAAAAUCAAGCUCAAAAUGUUCAUAGCAUGAGAGACAUUGCAGUUAAUGUGAUGGAGUUUAAAGUUGAUGAAGGCAUGCAUUGUGUAGUGAAAAGGAAAUUAGAUUUUGCCCCUUAUGUGCAUGAAGCAUACUAUGUGAGUACUUAUGCAAAAACCUAUGCACCAACAUUCCAUGGAAUGCCUGGUCACAGGCAUUGGCCAACUUCUCAAUUGGAUAAGCCUCUUCCCCCACCUUUUAGAAAUAUGCCAGGAAGACCCACAAAAAACAAGCGAAAGUCCGAGUUUGAUGAGGGUAGAGAUGGAAAGAAGAAGAAGAAUUUUGUUGAAAGGGACUUCAAGCAAAACAAGUGUGGGAACUGUGGAGGGCUUGACCAUUACAAGAAGACUUGUAAGAACCCACCCAAAUCAAAUGAGGCAUCCACUAGUGCAGCACCAGUUAAAAGAGGAAGACCAAAAAAACAUCCUAGUAUAACUCCACCAACUACAUCAUUACCCCUACAGCAACUCAAACCACAACCAAAGCCCCUGAAUUAG
Amaranthus tricolor (Joseph's coat) is the source of this 816-nucleotide messenger RNA. RefSeq lists its product as uncharacterized. Lineage: Eukaryota; Viridiplantae; Streptophyta; Magnoliopsida; Caryophyllales; Amaranthaceae. The transcript has 2 exons. The coding region runs from base 1 to 816 and encodes 271 amino acids. The record is from RefSeq and is a predicted model, not a curated record.